AUGGAUCUGCAAGGAGUACGAGGAGAUGUGUGUUGCAGAAUUUUUCCUGCUACCCUCUCAGAAGCCGCUCAACAGUGGUAUUUCAAGCUGGCCCCUGGAAAGUUCAACUCAUGGAAAGCCUUCUAUUCACAAUUCCAUGCACAAUUCUCCUCCUCUCGCCAACUUCUAUUGCAUCUAGGAGACAUGGUCGAAGUCAAGCAAAGACCAGGCGAGCCUCUCCGGGCAUACAUCAGCAGAUUCAUGACGGAGGCGACCAAGGUUUCACGAGUAACUGAAGAUGGAAUGUUGUCCGCGAUACUGGGGGGCAUUGAAGUCCUUGGUGAACUUUGGAAGGACAUAAGAAAGAAAAGCCCGGUAGACUCAAUGAGCAAUUUUGUUGACCAUGCUGAAGGCUUCAUCAAGCUUGAAGAAGCUAUUCAGCGAGCAGAAGGUGAGCAAAAGCGUGGCAAGUCAAAAGCUCCUUCCACUGGAACGUUCGGCCAAUUCCCCCAUUACCCAAAUAAUUUAAGCUCGAAUGGUAAACGUUCCAACAACAACAAUAGGCAAGGAAAUGGGAAGAAGGGAACGUUCACCGGCAAUACUGAGCAAGCUCCCUAG
This is a messenger RNA of Cannabis sativa, 597 nucleotides long. RefSeq lists its product as uncharacterized. The transcript has a single exon. Lineage: Eukaryota; Viridiplantae; Streptophyta; Magnoliopsida; Rosales; Cannabaceae. The coding region runs from base 1 to 597 and encodes 198 amino acids. The record is from RefSeq and is a predicted model, not a curated record.